Pygocentrus nattereri (red-bellied piranha) is the source of this 6153-nucleotide messenger RNA. It is a transcript of the gene ddr2a, whose product is annotated as discoidin domain receptor tyrosine kinase 2a. The coding region runs from base 1 to 2604 and encodes 867 amino acids. The record is from RefSeq and is a predicted model, not a curated record. Gene Ontology annotation, molecular function: protein tyrosine kinase collagen receptor activity; ATP binding; collagen binding. Lineage: Eukaryota; Metazoa; Chordata; Actinopteri; Characiformes; Serrasalmidae. Gene Ontology annotation, cellular component: signaling receptor complex; membrane. Gene Ontology annotation, biological process: protein phosphorylation; positive regulation of kinase activity; cell surface receptor protein tyrosine kinase signaling pathway. The transcript has 16 exons.
AUGAAGGCUUGGUUUCUACUGGAGAUGACCCACCUUUGGAAGAUGUUCUUUCCAUUACCACUUCUUCUGUACUUGUCAGGGUCUGUGAAGUCCCAAGUAAAUCCGACUGUUUGUAGAUCCCCGCUAGGGAUGUCUGGAGGGCAGAUUUUAGAUGAAGACAUUUCGGCUUCUAGUCAGUGGUCUGAUUCAACAGCAGCAAAAUAUGGCAGGCUUGACUUUGAAGAGGGGGAUGGUGCAUGGUGUCCAGAGAUCCCUGGAGAACCAGAGAACAUGAAAGAGUUCCUGCAGAUAGACCUUCGCUCCUUACAUUUCAUCACCCUGGUGGGCACACAAGGCCGCCAUGCGGGGGGCAUUGGAAACGAGUUUGCCCAGACCUACAAGAUCAAAUACAGCCGGGACGGCAGCCGCUGGAUCUCCUGGCGUAACCGUCAAGGAAAGCAGGUGAUCGAGGGGAACAGGAAUGCGUAUGACAUUGUCCUGAAGGACCUGGAGCCACCCAUCAUUGCACGCUUUGUGCGCUUCAUGCCAGUUAUCGACCACUCCAUGAAUGUGUGUAUGCGCGUGGAGCUCUACGGGUGUGAAUGGCUAGAUGGGCUGGUGUCAUACAAUGCACCACUGGGCCAGCAGAUGACCUUCUAUGGCCAGCUUAUUUACCUGAAUGACUCUGUAUAUGAUGGUGCCAUGAUUCACAGUAUGACAGAAGGGUUGGGGCAGUUGACAGAUGGUAUGUGUGGUCUGGACGAUUUUAUUCUCAGUCAUGUCUACAACGUGUGGCCUGGCUAUGACUAUGUGGGCUGGACUAACGAAAGCUUCCCCAGUGGAUAUGUAGAGAUCAUGUUUGAGUUCGACCGAACCCGCAAUUUCACCACCAUGAAGGUGCACUGUAAUAACAUGUUCUCUCGAAGAGUUAAGACCUUCCAGAAGGUAGUUUGUUAUUUCCGUUCUGAGUCAGACUGGGAGCCUACCCCCAUUUCAUUCAGCCCUGUAAUGGAUGAUGUGAACCCAAGCGCCCGCUUCGUCACUGUAUCCCUCCACAACCAUAUGGCCAGCGCCAUCAAGUGCCAGUAUUACUUCUCCGACAUGUGGAUGAUGUUCAGCGAAAUCACCUUCCAGUCAGAUACAGCAAUGUAUAACACCACCCUUGCUCCCCCGAAGACUGGCCCUCCAACCAGCACACAACCAGGGGAUAAUCCCAUUCACAAAGUAGAUGACAGCAACACCCGAAUUCUGAUUGGCUGUUUGGUAGCCAUCAUCUUCAUCUUGGUGGCCAUUAUUGUCAUCAUUCUUUGGAGACAGGUCUGGCAGAAGAUGCUAGAGAAGGUUUCUCGGAGGAUGCUGGACGAUGAACUAACUGCUAGUCUGUCAAUACAGAGCGAGACCUUCACCUAUAACAACAACAACCCCUCCUCAGCGCCCAGUGAGCAGGAGUCCAACUCCACUUAUGAGCGUAUAUUUCCCCUGGGCCCGGACUACCAGGAGCCCUCCCGCCUCGUCCGCAAACUGCCCGAGUUCUCACAGACCUCAGAGGAUACUGCAUCGACCAGUACAGCCUCCAAGUCUCCUCAGACCAGUCCUCAAGAUGGUGCCCCUCAUUAUGCUGAGGCAGACAUUGUCAACUUGCAAGGUGUAACUGGAGGCAACACGUAUGCUGUGCCGGCCCUCACCAUGGAUCUGCUGUCAGGAAAGGACAUAGCCGUAGAGGAGUUUCCGCGGAAACUGCUGACGUUCAAAGAGAAGUUGGGGGAGGGGCAGUUUGGAGAGGUGCAUCUUUGUGAGGCAGAAGACAUGGAGGACUACAUGGAUGAAGAUUUCUCUUUUGAUGUCAGUGACAACCAGACAGUACUUGUAGCUGUGAAAAUGCUGCGAGCAGAUGCUAAUAAAAAUGCCAGGAAUGACUUUUUGAAAGAGAUAAAGAUCAUGUCGCGAUUAAAAGAUCCCAACAUCAUUCGGCUGCUGGCGGUGUGUAUGAGCUCAGACCCGCUCUGCAUGAUCACUGAGUAUAUGGAGAAUGGGGACCUCAACCAAUUCCUGUCUCGCCAUGAACCGGAGGGGAUGAUUGCCCUGCUCAGCAAUGCACCGACAGUCAGCUACAGUAACCUUCAGCACAUGGCCACCCAGAUCGCUUCAGGUAUGAAGUACCUCUCCUCACUCAACUUUGUCCACCGAGACCUCGCCACACGUAACUGCCUGGUAGGCAAGAACUACACCAUCAAGAUUGCAGACUUUGGCAUGAGCAGGAACCUGUAUAGUGGAGAUUAUUACCGCAUCCAGGGCAGAGCCGUGCUGCCCAUACGCUGGAUGUCCUGGGAAAGCAUCCUGCUGGGUAAAUUUACCACAGCCAGUGAUGUUUGGGCUUUCGGUGUGACUCUCUGGGAGACACUGACAUUCUGCAAGGAGCAGCCCUACUCGCAGCUCUCAGACGAGCAGGUCAUUGAAAACACAGGGGAGUUCUUCCGAGACCAGAGGCGACAGAUCUACUUGCCGCAGCCGCCCUUGUGUCCGGAUGCCAUCUACAAGCUCAUGUUGAGUUGCUGGCACAGGAAUGCUAAAGAGAGACCAUCUUUCCAAGAGAUCCAUCGAAUACUGCUGGAGUGCAAGCCUUAGUGUCUGUUCCUUUGCCAACCACAGCACUGCCAGAGACGCUUUAGUGUGCCCACAGGACUCCAGACAACUACACACCUGCACAUACACUAACAUACACCUCCUUCCGCACAGUCUCUUAUAAUGGUGUCCAGAAUUGUUCUACAUUCUGUUGUUCAGAACUGAAGAAAGUGAAGGCAAAGUGAAAUACGUGGUAUACAAGAACUUUGUCAUCAUUUUGAAUGAAGUGAAAUGCCUUUGGUUGGCACAAGGUAGAGGACUAAGAGGCUAAAGAAAAUGUAGCAGUGAGUUCAGGCACUUUUUUAAAAAAGACAAAUAGCUUUGUAUUGUUUAAAUAUUUUAUGCUUUUAACAUUUGUUAACUCCUAGAUAAUAGUUCAAAACAAUAGUGAAAACUUAGUGAACCGUGAUAUAUGCAAAUAUUAUGUCUUUUUCCAAUGCAUUAAAUUAGAAGACAGCUUGAAUGUAAAUAAGAGUUUUGAUUUUCUUUUUAAAUAAUCCAGAUUUUCAUGAAUCUUCACAAAUGUUUUAACACUUGCGUCUCUUAUUUUUAUCUUCAUCUCAGUCAGUUUUAUUUUUUUUAGGAAACUGAAUAACCACUUUCAAAUAAGUGGAUAAAGCCCAAGCAUGCAUGGACAUAAACUUGUCAUUAUUAUAAAAAAAAAAAAAAAAAAAAAAAGUUUAACAUAUUGACUAGACACUUUUAUAAAAGGGGAAUUCCACUGAUUUUUGAAAAUCUCUGCAUAACUCAAAUAUUAAGAUGUUAACAUCAUUUAGAGUGUUUUAAUAUAAAAUAGUGCAUUGAUUGCUUUACAGGUGGUGAGAGGAACCAGGGGCCUUGAUGUCUCCAAAACAAAUCUAGCUAUUUUAGUUAUUAUGAAAAUGGCCACUCCUGAGUUUUUAUAUGUAAUGUUGAUAAUGGUUAAAUAGUGAUGAAUCUGAAACAUAUAUGUAUUUGUUUGUGUACUAUUUUAUCUUACAAUGCCCUGCUUGUACCUCUCAACCACAAAUGCUUUAAUGGAUGUUUUUGGCCAAACGUUUUAUCUCAUUACUUCUAAAACAGGAAUUAGGCAAUGUGUUUGUAACAAUUUCGUGCAGUAAUAUUCUGUGAAACAGCUUUUAAGUGACUUUGGACAUAUGGUUCCUGUCCCAUCUGCUGUAAGCUACUAUGACUUGACAAUUGUUUCUACAACUUUUAGGUUUAAAAAAGUUGGAACACUAAGCAAAAUGUAAAUAAAAACUGAAUGCAUUGAUGUGUAAAUCAUUUAAACACUAUAUUUAAUUGAAAAUAGUACAAAGACAACAAAUGUUGAAACUGAGAAAUGUUGUUUAUGUAAAAUAUAUGCCCAGUUUGAUGCCAGAAAAGGCUAGUAAGGUUGUGUAAUGCCAAAAAAACACUUGCAUAACCAUAUAUAAAUCAGGACCUAGAAACGCCACUGCCUUCUCGGAGUCUGAGCUCAUUUAAGAUGGACUGAGGUGAAGUGGAAAAGUGUCCUGUGGUCUGACAAACUAAAAUUUGAAAUUAAUUUUGGAAGUCAUGGAUGCUGCUUCCUCCAGACUAUAGAGGAGAGAGACCAUUCGACUUGCUUUGAGCACACAAUUUAAAAGCCAGGUUUGGGGGUGCAUUAGUACACAUAGUAUGGGUGUCGUGCACAUCUAUGAAGGCAGCAUUGAUGCUGAAUGAUGGAGCAGCAUAUGCCACCAUCCAGACAUGUUUUUUCAAGGAAGGCCUUGAUUAUUUCAGCAAGACAAUGUAAAGUCUACCACAGCAUGGCUUUGUAGUAAGUGAGUCUGGGUACUAAACUGGCCUCCCUGCAGUCCAGACCUGUCAUUCAAUAAAACAUUUGCUGCAUUAUGAAACAAAAAACAUGAAAAAUACGAGACUUCGAACUGUUGUGCAGCUAGAAAUUCUAUAUUAAGCACGAAUUGGAAAAUAUUUCACUUUCAGGACUACAGCAGUCGGUCUCAGUUUCCAAGUGCUUACAGAGUGUUGUUGAAAGAGGGGGUGAUGCAACAUAAUGGUAAACAAGUCCCCCUCCCGACUUUUUUAAUGUGUCGCUGGCUAUUUGAAAAUGGGCAUAUGUUUUCUAAAAACAAAAUUUCUGAGUUCCAACAUUUGAUCUGUUGUCUUUGUAUUAUUUUCAAAUAAAUAUAGAGUUAAAAUGUGCAAAAGAUGUACACAUCAUUGUAUUCUGUUUUUAUUUACAUUUUGCUCAGCAUUUAUGAAAGCAGGGUUGUAGAAUGGAGCAUUUCCCAUUAACCCACUCUAAAUCACUUUGUUUACAUCUUAACCAUUUAAUUAUGCAGAAAUGUUGAAAAUUGGAGGAAUUCCACUUUAAUUCUUGAAACUAUGUGACUUUGCAAGAUCUAUAGUAGUUUAAUAAUUCAAAUAAUUGUGUUAAUAUUUGUAUGUAUGUUUUUUUUAUUUUAUGUAGUUGUACUUUUUCUUCCUACUUCACAUCUUGAGGGAGAACAUUUAGUGGUUUCAUGUGUGACAUUCCUGUUGUCCAUGGGUUCAGUUUCUUGGAUUAAAAAGUUGUCCUUGCACAAGUAUGCACGAACAGCUACAGGCUCGGUUUUGGGAAUGACCAGCCAAUGAAUUCUCUUCAUUCCUUCAUAGCAGUCACUCAAAUAGUAGGAGUGAUCAUGAGUAGAUCAAGUUGGAUGAAGAUCAGUAUAGUCUGUUGUCAGUUUUAAGUCAGCUUACUUUUUCACUGAGCUUUUUAAGUGUAUCAGUGUGCAUUGUAUCUUUUCUUACGUUUGUGUCUUCUGUUUGUGUUAUUUUUGUGUAUUGUAUUUGAGCAAAGUGAAAACUAUGCGCUAAGCAUAGCAAGUAAUACCAAAAUCCUGUUACUCAAAAACAUAGAAAAGGUCAAGAUAAGCUGUUUUGCCUUUUUAUUAACUUUGAGCUGUUACAUAUUUGGUAUAAGCAGUAAGUGUUUCUGAAUUGCUGAAAGGCCAUUUGGAUAAAUAGUGGAUUUAUAAUGCUGAGAUGGACUCACAGUAGGUUGUCAUAUGAGAUGCCAAAAGUGCUGCACGUGCAAACUUCAGUGUGCUAAUUGUAUACCUGCUUACAUAAGUAUGUUGUUUAGCAUCUAGACCAGACAUGUCAAACUGGGUUCCUUCCAGGCCACGGCUCUGUGGGGAUGUCCAGCACACUGAAUUCAAAUCACGAAGGCCUUACUAUUUAGCUGAUAAGUUGAAUCAGGUGUGUUUAAUGAGGCAGAUCGUUGAUGUCUGCAGUGCUGUGUCCCACCAAGCCUGGAGUUUGACAUAUGUGAUCUAGACAUAGGUGUGAUUAAUAGCCAUUGACAUAAUCAGUGGCGGUGGUAUUGUAGGCUGAAAUGUUUUGAUGGUCUAUGGUGUUGUUAGUGAGACUAACAAGAGGGAACUUUAACUGGUUGUCUGUUUGUCAUUUUAUGAUGAACGUCCUCAUGGCUGUUAUCAGUUCACUUUGACCCACAGAGUGUUACAGCUGGUCUCUCUUGAGGCUCAGAGUUUGUUUGUAAAGUAGUAGUUAUUUAAUUGAAUAAAGCAUGUCAUUGUAUGUCAA